Molecule: messenger RNA, 853 nt
Organism: Jatropha curcas
Lineage: Eukaryota; Viridiplantae; Streptophyta; Magnoliopsida; Malpighiales; Euphorbiaceae
Product: Integrase-type DNA-binding superfamily protein
Biological process (GO): regulation of DNA-templated transcription
Molecular function (GO): DNA binding; DNA-binding transcription factor activity
Source: RefSeq, a predicted model, not a curated record
UAAAUGGAGCAACCACCAUUUACUGAAGAUGACCCGGCCACAACCACCACCACCACCACCACUGCCACCUCUCCACAGGACAGAAUCAACCGUAAUUCUGAUGCUUCUCGAUGCAGCGGCGGAACAAGACAUCCAGUCUACCGUGGAGUCAGGAAACGGAGGUGGGGCAAAUGGGUGUCGGAAAUUCGCGAACCCCGUAAAAAAUCACGAAUUUGGCUAGGCUCAUUUCCUGUACCGGAAAUGGCUGCCAAGGCUUAUGACGUGGCUGCUUAUUGUCUUAAAGGUUGCAAAGCACAGCUUAAUUUUCCAGAAGAGUUAGAGGACUUGCCUAGGCCAUCCUCGUGCACGGCUAGAGAUAUUCAAGCAGCAGCAGCUAAAGCAGCAAAUUCAAUGAAAAAGAGCAAUAUCGCAAACAGCGACGGCGAUGGUGACAGCAACGGAGAUAGAGAGAAUGAUGAUUUUUGGGGUGAGAUUGAAUUGCCAGAACUGAUGAAUAGUGGGUUGAAUUGGAGUUCUUGUGCAUGGAGUUUCGCCGGCGAUUGCACGUGGAUGGACGGAGAGGCUCCACAACAGUUUAUGGCAUGUCUAUGAUCGUGAAGCUUUGUGCUUUGGUCGGCUGUUGUAAUCAAUAUCCAUAUUUUUAGAUACGUAUGUAUGAGUAUUUGUGAGCAGAUUCUUCUACUAUAUAUAUGUAUUUUGCAAUAAUAUUUGUUUUUUGAAUUAAUACGAUACGGAGUUUCGAAAUUCAUAAAACCGAUUUGGGGGUUGUUAUGUCAUUUAAUUUGAGCAGCCUGUAAUAUAAUAAACCCCAACACCCUUGAUUUGAUAAUUGAUAAAGUGCACCUAAUUUCUA